UCAGGGCUGACUGCAACGUCGCUACCAGGCAACGAAAGCCUGUCCACCACGGUCUGACGGACUUCGGCAAGAUCGUCGUGAAGGAGAUGAAUCGCUUAGGAAUGAUGGUAGACCUGUCGCACGUGGCCGUGGACACUAUGCACGCGGCCCUGAACGUGUCUGAAGCACCGGUCAUCUUCAGCCACUCGUCUGCUUUCGCACUUUGUCCUCACGUCAGAAAUGUUCCGGAUGAUGUCCUUGUACGAGUGAAAGAAAACGGCGGCAUAGUUAUGGUUAACUUCUACAAUGAUUUUAUAAACUGCUCCGCUGAAAACACAUACACAGGGGAACAGGACUGGAGACCCGCUGAUAUCAACCAAGUCAUAGAUCACAUAGAGUACAUACGCAAUAUAACCGGCGUUGAUCACGUUGGACUAGGCAGCGACUUUGAUGGAAUAGACAGGUAUCCUGUUGGUCUAGAAGACGUCUCGAAAUUCCCCAACAUUCUCUACGAGUUGAUGUCACGUGGUUGGAGUGAGGAAGAGCUGGAAAAACUUGCCGGGAAAAACUUUCUUAGGGUGUUCAGAAAGGUGGAGGAGGUAAAAAUGUCCAAAGUGGAUCAACCUGCAUUUGAGACUCUCAUUGAUAUUAAUGAAAUACCAGAUCAUAGCUGCAUCAGCACAAACUGGGAAAUAUUUGGAUGA
This is a messenger RNA of Lingula anatina, 683 nucleotides long. Its product is annotated as dipeptidase 1-like. NCBI's taxonomy places the organism in Eukaryota, Metazoa, Brachiopoda, Lingulata, Lingulida, Lingulidae. Gene Ontology annotation, biological process: proteolysis. Gene Ontology annotation, molecular function: metallodipeptidase activity. The record is from RefSeq and is a predicted model, not a curated record.